Messenger RNA from Eimeria acervulina, 1104 nucleotides. RefSeq lists its product as hypothetical. The coding region runs from base 1 to 1104 and encodes 367 amino acids. The record is from RefSeq and is a predicted model, not a curated record. The transcript has 2 exons. Lineage: Eukaryota; Apicomplexa; Conoidasida; Eucoccidiorida; Eimeriidae.
AUGCCGGCCGCCUUGUUGAGGUCGACUGCUUGCUUGCGGCAGCAGGGGCAGCAGCACGGUAGGGAAUUGCAGAACCAGAAGCAAGAGGAUUUUUGCUCUACUGUCCUAGAGGCGGAGUUACUGCAGCUGCUCCGGCAUUGCCGCGUGCAAUUGGAACAGCUACAGCGCAAUCCCGGUGUCGGUGUUGCUACUCCAGUUUGGAGCAGCAGCAAUAACAGCAGCAGGAGGGAGGGCGAUAUUUUGGUGCCUUCGGAGUAUGCUGUCAAGUCAGCUGCUGCCUGGGCGCGUCUACUACAGAACCUGCAAACCCUUAUCUUGCUGCAACAGCGGCUGCAAAAGCAGCAAGAGCGGCACCAACAACAGCCCGAGGCAUCAGCGCCAGAAGCUGCUGCUGCAGCAAUAGCAGCGUUCGUUCAGGAAAUGCAGCAGUUCUGCAACAAUAAGAGCUGCUGCAACAGUAUCCGAGGGACGUUGAUGGCGCAGCUUCCAAAGAAAAGGGUGUACUGGGAGCAACAGGCAAAGGCACAGCACGAACAGCUGCUGCUGCAGCUAGUGGAUCGGAUGCUUGCGGAUCUUGAACUGUGGGCAGAAGAAGCCCCAAGCGACGACGAUGCAGCAGCAUCCCCUGUACCAGCACAAGUAGCAGGAACGGAACAGCAACAGCGACGGCAGCGGCAGGUUGUUGCUGAGGAAAGGCAUGAUAUUUUGCUUCUGGAGGAUCGUAGAAACCGGGAGCUGCUGCUCCCGCGCGACAGCAUUCCCAUGAGAAAAGAACCAGCAGCCUUUGUUGCUUCUCCCGCUGCACCACGAGCAGAAUCAGCAGUUUCCGACAACCAGCUAGAGGAGCACCUGCUCGACACAGCCAGUGAAAUGAAGCAAGGAGCCUUGAUGUUCAAGGAGCGACUACAGAAAGACAACAUUCUUUUGCAACGAACGGCAGCAACACAAGAAACUUUGCAGCAGCAGCAGCAACGGGGCUUAGAUGCUGCUAGGAAGCUACUACGCGUCUCCUUUUUCUCCUCGCUUAUGCCUUUACUCCAGUUAGCCAUAUCUCUGGCUGUCACUGUAGCCAUGAUUUCAUUCAUCCUCGCCACUCCUGGAUAG